Molecule: messenger RNA, 1387 nt
Organism: Ostrea edulis (European flat oyster)
Lineage: Eukaryota; Metazoa; Mollusca; Bivalvia; Ostreida; Ostreidae
Product: cerebellin-4-like
Exons: 3
Coding region: 542-1210 (222 amino acids)
Molecular function (GO): protein binding
Source: RefSeq, a predicted model, not a curated record
CUCCCUGUGAUCGAACCCAUUCUUUACACUUUUCCCAACCGAAGCAGCAACGUUGUUCUUGUAUUUGAGGCGGAAACCAAGCACGUGGCCGAAGUUUUUUCACCCCUUUUUGGAUUUAUUCCCUACACAUAGCUUCUUGACAUUUUUUCCUGCAUUAGGAAUGCCACCUAAAAAACGAGCGGCGACUUAGAGAUCCCCGGCCAGGGGGUCGGAAUGAAACGUCGUAACCGUCGGACAACAGCUCAACUCCGGGAAUGAAGUCCAAAUCGCACGGUCACACCUUGGACGGAUCGACAAGCCCCGGCAGAGGGACAGCCACAACCCCCUGAAGAGGUCCCUCGAUUCUCACUUGAUAAUACACCGGAUAACCCGGACAGCUCACAAUCUGUGGAUAACGGUUGCCCUGUUACUGUUACAGUUUUCAUUUGUGUACCUUGAAAAAGCGUGUGACGAGAAACUGAUUGUGUUCGAAAAGAAGCUGGCUGACCUAGAACUUGUUACCACGAAACUCGCCCUUAAGUUAGAAGACACUGUGAAAAAAAUGGACGAAACGAGGAAAAAUUUGGAACAUGCAACGCUUACCAUUGAAGAUUUAACAAAUGAAAAUAUUUAUAUUAAAGAACAGUUACGAGAAGCACUGACGGGAUUAACAGAAGUGACACACCUUCCCAUAACAAAUGCAAGUGCGCCAGGUACAAAUACACAGGGAACCAUUAAUAAACCCACAAUGCAGGAGAAAAGACGAAACUCCCCACCAUCACAAGAAAAACGACUCCUCAUAGGGACAAACCAUACCACCACAGCGGCCUCUAUCAAGCAUGGAAUUGGAUUUACAGCGGUUACAACGGACCAUCAAACACACAUGGGGAUAGAUCAGACAGUUCAUUUCCCCAAAGUAAUAACCAAUGACGUCAAUGGACUUGAUCCAUUUACCAGUGUUUUUCGAGCACCCACUUCCGGUUUAUAUCUUUUUAGCGCAUCCAUAGUUAAUCAUCCUGGUCAGGAAGUUCGAUGUGCUUUUGUUAAAAAUGGUAACAUAAUUGCUCAAAUAUAUAGCGGUGACAGUUCUACAUAUUCUACAGGAGCAAAGUCAGUUCUUCUUGACCUUUCAACAAACGACGAUGUAUGGAUAAAAAUUACCGUUUACAACGACGUGCAUAUUGAUGGAAACGCUUGGUCUUCCUUUAUGGGUGUGUUGAUUUCAACGUAGAUGCAUAAAAACGUUCUCUAAGAAUUAACUUUUUCGAUGCUUUGUUCUGUGUACCAAGUAAUGUUAAAUAUUUAGCCUAGUAUUAUCCAGUUUACAGUAUAACAUUACCAUGCAAUCACAUUAACAACAUAUAGUGUUACUCAAUAAUCACAUUUACAAUAAAGUGUUACCCAAUAA